AUGAAGACCGACUACUACGAGCUGCUUGGGGUGUCUGUAGAGGCGUCCGAUCUGGAGAUCAAAAAGGCGUACCGAAAAUGUGCGUUGCGGCUCCAUCCAGACAAAAAUCCCGAUGAUAUUGAAGGAGCCAGCAGGAAGUUCAACGAGGUGAAGGUUGCGUACGAUACAUUGAGCGAUCCGCAAGAACGCGCGUGGUACGAUUCGCACAAGUUCCAGGUUUUGAUGGAGGACGGCGAUUACGAGGCAGAGGACGACAAGUCGGGCGACGUUUAUUACGCCGGUCUUUCUGUGGAAGACAUUCUUGCAUAUUUGAACUCGGACCUAUAUUCGCAGAUGGACGACUCGAUCAAUGGGUUUUAUGCUGUUGCGGGGGUUGUUUUGGACCGAAUUGCCAGCGAGGAGGUUUCGUCUGGUAAGAAACAGAAACUGCCUGGGUUUGAGAAGUAUAUGGACGAUACUGCGUCUGCGAAUGCUUGUGAUACCAACGAUCUGCUAUUUCCUCGGUUUGGCAAGUCUCGGUCGGAUUAUGGUGAUGUUGUUCGGAUAUUUUACAAAGUUUGGUCGAAUUUUGCGUCUGUCAAGAGCUUCAACUGGGUGGACGAGUAUAGAUACUCUAGUGCACCUGAUCGACGCACUCGACGACUAAUGGAGAAGGAGAAUAAGAAAUUGCGCGACCAAGCCCGGCGAGACUACAACGAGGCCGUCAGACGGCUAAUUUCGUUCUUGAAGAAACGGGAUCCACGAGUCAAUCCUGCUGCGCAGAAGAAGUACGAGCAGGACAGGGUGCGGAAGCAGCAGGACGAGGUGAAGCAGCAGGUCCAGCGCGAUAAGGAGCAACGCAAAAAGGAUAAGGAAGAGUUCUCAGAACAGCACUGGCAGAUGCUGGACCCUGAGGAUUUGGCCGAGAUCGAGCAGCAGCUCGACAAGCUGUACAUGGAGGAGCAGCUGGACGAGAGCGACGAGGGAGACGACGAUUUCUACGAGUGCAUUAUCUGCAACAAGAACUUCAAGCACGAGAAGCAAUUUUUGGAGCACGAGAAGAGCAGGAAGCAUCUGAAGCUGCUGAAGAAGUUGCAAUGGGAGAUGAGGAAGGAGGGCAUUGAGCUCGGGCUGGACGAGGGGUACGUGCGGAGCGAGGACGAGUACGAGAGUGCGGUCGAGGAUCUGGACGGGGAGGAAGAGGAAGAAGUGGCGGAGGAGAUGGAAAAGGAGCCGGUGCAGCCAGACGAGGAGGCAGAGGUGGUGGAGUCACCAUCCCCAUCAGAAGACGAGGUGGAUGCGCGCGCGUUCUUAGACUCCGAUUCUGACGACGACUGGGGCACGACCAAGUCGAAGAAGAAGAAAAAGGGCCGCGCGGCCAGAGUCUCGCCUGUGCCUGCUGCUCCGUCUGCGACAGAAAAGUGCACCGUUUGCAACGAAACGUUUUCGAGCCGCAACAAGCUGUUUCAGCACAUCAACAACACCGGCCAUGCGCUUGCUCCAAAGAAGAAGAAGAAGGGCAAGAGACGUUGA
Molecule: messenger RNA, 1512 nt
Organism: Ogataea philodendri
Lineage: Eukaryota; Fungi; Ascomycota; Pichiomycetes; Pichiales; Pichiaceae
Exons: 1
Coding region: 1-1512 (503 amino acids)
Cellular component (GO): cytoplasm
Molecular function (GO): nucleic acid binding; zinc ion binding
Source: RefSeq, a predicted model, not a curated record